GACUAGACUGUAAAAUCCACCAUUAUCGUUAGGGUUUAAGACCUUUUUCUUACACUCUUCUUCACAAACCUCAUAAACGACAUGACAACCUUAAACCCUGUCUGUUCCAAAACAAACCAAAUUCACAAACAAUUCAAUCACCAUUUUAAUCGUCCAAUUUAUGCUAAACCCAUUUCUUGUCUCUCUUUCAGAACCCCACCCCCACCAUUUUCCACCUCUUUCUUCUCCAUGAAAGCCUCCUCUUCGCAAAACCCUAAACCCCUUAUCCCUCAAAACCCUAAUGAAAAAUCCCAAAACCCAUUCUCAUUCCUCAAACUCACACUCGUUGCUACAGUUACUGCCACUGCCCUUAUCUUUUCAAGAUUCUAUUUUUUCCCAAAACCUUCAAUUUCUGCUCAGAAUUUUGCUCCUCCUCCUGCUGCUGUGGAAACUGAUACGAGAGAAGCAGUUUCAGAGGAGGAAAAAGAAAGGGCAAUUGAGGAACACUUGGUUUCGAACCCGGAUGACGUGGUAGCAUUAAGGAAUUUGAUGGAAAUUAAGAUAAAGAACAAGAAAAUGCUUGACGCUAUUGGUAUUAUUGAUAAGUUGAUUGAAGUGGAACCGAAUGAAUCCGAAUGGCCAUUGAUGAAAUCCCAUUUGUAUGUUAACAUUGGUGAGGUUGAAUUGGCCAAAGUUGGGUUCAAUGAGAUAUUAAAAAAUGACCCUUUUCGCGUCGAGGCGUAUCAUGGGCUGGUUAUGGCUGUGUCGCAAGAUGAAUCGAUCGAAGAUUUGAAGGGGAUUGAGAAAAAGAUUGAGCAGGGGAUGAAGAUGUGUAAAAAGGAGAAUAAAAAAAGCGACUUGAGGGAUUUUAAGCUAUUGCUUGCACAAAUUCGAGUGAUCCAAGGGAAAUAUGAAGAUGCAUUGAAAGUUUAUGGGGAGUUAGUUAAAGAGGAGCCUAGGGAUUUUAGGCCUUAUUUGUGUCAAGGUAUAAUAUACACAUUGUUGAGGAAAAGCAAUGAGGCUGAGAAGUGUUUCGAGAAGUAUCGGAGACUUGUACCUCAAGGCCAUCCCUAUGCUAGGUAUUUCGAUGAGAAUAUGAUCGCAACAAAGGUUUUUGCGCAGAAGGUGGAGAAUGAGAGAGCUGGAUCGAAAAGUUGAAUAGAAUAAGGCUUGGUUCUGUUGAAGUUCAAGAUUGGAUGAUAGAGUUUAGUGAAGGGGAGUCAUGGAGCUAUAGUAAAGUUGCCUCCGGGUGACCUAUAUGUCACGAGUUCAAGCCGUAGAAGCAGAUACUAAUGCUUGUAUAAUGGUAGGCUAUUUACAUCACACCCUGGACCCGCAUGAAUGCAGGAUGCUUUGUGCACCGGGCUGUCCUUUUUUAGUUUAGUGGUAUUAAUGGAGCGGAGGUUUUGUGUGUUUUCCACGCAA
Nicotiana tabacum (common tobacco) is the source of this 1404-nucleotide messenger RNA. Lineage: Eukaryota; Viridiplantae; Streptophyta; Magnoliopsida; Solanales; Solanaceae. The record is from RefSeq and is a predicted model, not a curated record.